This is a messenger RNA of Elgaria multicarinata webbii, 2284 nucleotides long. Its product is annotated as zinc finger protein OZF-like. Gene Ontology annotation, biological process: negative regulation of transcription by RNA polymerase II. The transcript has 4 exons. Bases 1 to 1608 code for a protein of 535 amino acids. The record is from RefSeq and is a predicted model, not a curated record. Lineage: Eukaryota; Metazoa; Chordata; Lepidosauria; Squamata; Anguidae. Gene Ontology annotation, molecular function: DNA-binding transcription repressor activity, RNA polymerase II-specific.
AUGUUAAAGAUAGAAGAAGACAAACCAGAGUUCCCCGCUGCUCAUGAAGGCUCGGAGACGAGCGAAGCUGUCAGAGGUUGCUAUUCAGGUUUUCCUGUUGUGACGAUAAAAGUGGAAGAAGAAGAGGAGCCAUGGGAGUCAGAUGCUCAAGACUAUGAACAAGGGUUUCCUGGUGUGAUCAUAAAGGUGGAACCAGAAGAGGAGCCGUGGGCAUCUGAUGGAAGCGCAACUGUCUCGGGGGUUCAGUCAGGCAACGGUUACGUGAAAGAAGAGCAAGAUUUUUUGCCCGGAAGCAUGAAGCACAUGGAAACCAACAGGGCCAUGACGAGGGGGAGCGUUUUCCGCUAUCUGGGCAGGGCCAAUCAAUACAGAGCAGACAGGCAACCGGGAAGCCACACGGGAAAAAGAGUGAGCAAGAAACCCUACAAAUGCUCGAAUUAUGGGAAAAUCUUCAUUUGGAGAAAAUAUUUCCUUGCCCAAGACAGAAGCCAUACCGGAGAGAAACCGUACACGUGUUUGUAUUGUGGGAAAACCUUCAACGUGCGGUCGUACCUCCUUGCCCACGAGAGAACCCACACAGGAGAGAAACCACACAAAUGCUCGCUUUGCGGGAAAGGCUUCAACGUGCGUUCCUACCUUAUCGCUCAUUGGAGAACCCAUACCGGAGAGAAGCCGCACAUCUGCUCGUUUUGCGGGAAAAGCUUCAGUGGCAGGUCCAACCUCAACAGGCACCAAAGAAGCCACACGGGAGAGAAGCCCUACACCUGCGCGGUGUGCGGGAGGAGCUUUAGUCACAAGGCGCACAUGAUCAGACACGAGCGCAUCCACACGGGGGAGAAGCCCUACAAAUGCUCGCAGUGCCUGAAGAGCUUCAGCCAGAGUUCGACCCUCAUUUCUCAUGAGAGAACCCACACGGAGAAACCAUAUAAAUGUUCAUACUGUGAGAAGAGCUUCAGCCAAAGCGCCAAGCUGGCAACGCACGAAAGGACCCACACGGGUGAGAAACCCUACGAAUGCCCAGCAUGUGGGAAAGGUUUCAAUCACCGGUCGGAUUAUAUCAUCCACGAGAGAACCCACACAGGGGAUAAACCCUAUGCGUGUUCCAUCUGUGGGAAAGGUUUCAGCGGGAGAUCCAACCUUACCAGACAUGAGAGAAGCCACACGGGAGAGAAACCCUACCUCUGCUCUGUUUGCGGCAAAGGCUUCUGCCAUAAAGCACACCUCCUUCGCCACGAGAAAAUCCACACGGGAGAGAAGCCGUACAAGUGCUUGGAUUGCGGCGAGAGCUUCAAGCACAGGACUGACCUCAUCGGCCACGAGAGGAGCCAUUCAGGGGUAAAGCAGUACACCUGCACGGCCUGUGGGAAAAGCUUCAGUGGGAAAUCAAACCUUAACAGACACAAGAGAAGCCACACAGGCGAGAAACCCUACACAUGCUUGGUCUGCAGCAGGAGCUUCAGUCACAAAGCGCACCUGAUUAGACAUGAGAGAAUCCACACUGGGGAAAAACCGUACAAAUGCUCGCACUGCACGAAAAGUUUCAAUCAAAGCUCUACCCUCGUUGCUCACGAGAGAACCCACACAGGAGACAAAUCGUGCAAAUGCUGAGUUUUUUUGUAGGGGGGGGGGAGGGAAUCGCUUUUGGGUUUUGGAACAUUAAGCCCUAGAGGUUGCCAAUGGAUUGCAUGCAUUGUGCUUUUAAAACUUCAUCCAGCCCCUAAUGUGCCUUUUAGGCAAAGAGGGUGACUUUUAAAAAUAUUAUAAAUAAACGUUAGGAGGAAAAUGGCGUAAAAAUGUGAGGGGGAGGGCUUCUCAGUCACACCCCAGUCUUUCUGCAAAUGGAGGAUUUCCCUAGAAAAGUGUUUGGUUUUAAAUGCUUUCCUCAAUCUCAGUUCAGUAUGGUUUUAAAGAGAAAAAGAUAAUCUGUCAAGGAAAAGUGCCAUAGCUCAGCGGUAGAGUGCAUGUUUUGCAUCCCAGAUCAAGAUCCCAAAUGCAAUCUCCAUUUAAUAAAGGUAGCAGAACUAGGAACACUCCUUGCCUAAGAUUGGUACUGGGUUAGAGAGAGCAAUGGUCUGCUUCACUUGGGGGAAUUAUCGAAACCUCGGGGGAAGGGAGACACAAAGUGGAGGCAGUUGCUGGGGAGCGUGAAUGGGAGGGUGCCGUGGCACUCACAACUUAAGAACCUAAGAAGAGCCCUGCUGAAUCAGACCGAGGGUCCGUCUAGUCCAACACUCUGUUCACACAGUGGCCAACUAGCCGUCAGCCAGGGACCAACAAAACAGGA